Molecule: messenger RNA, 1465 nt
Organism: Medicago truncatula (barrel medic)
Lineage: Eukaryota; Viridiplantae; Streptophyta; Magnoliopsida; Fabales; Fabaceae
Product: auxin-responsive protein IAA27
Exons: 5
Coding region: 230-1111 (293 amino acids)
Biological process (GO): regulation of DNA-templated transcription
Cellular component (GO): nucleus
Source: RefSeq, a predicted model, not a curated record
AAUAAAUAAAUGUUCCUAUGUUUAUGUUUUUUCUCCCUCCUUUGAAUACAAACACAAAUACUAUACUACAAUACUAGAAUUUGUUUAACAUAACAGAAACAGCAUUUUAUUUAUAUAAGCUACAGAGAACAUUCUCUUAUCUAUCUUUCUCAAACAUUGUUUUGUGAAUUUUGAACAAAGAAAAAACAGUGUUUGUGUGUGUUUUAGAAGAAGAAUAAGGUUUUUUUUGAUGUCUGUGCCAGUGGAACAAGGUUAUGGAGAGGUUCCUUCAAUGGAAACCAAAGAGAGAAGCAUUGGUUUGAACCUCAAAGCUACUGAACUAAGGUUAGGGUUACCAGGCUCUGAGUCACCAGAGAGAGAAAAUGGUGGUGUGCUUAAGAGUUUGGUAUCUGGUGCUAAAAGGGGUUUCUCUGAUGCUAUUACUGAUGGUGGUUCUGGGAAGUGGGUUUUGUCUGGAAAUGGUGGAUCUGAAGUGGGGUUGUGUAAAGAUGGAAACUUGUUCUCUCCUAAAGCUAAAGGUGUUGGUGAAUGUAAUAACCAACAAAACCCUUUCUCUGCUUCAGUUGUUGUUAAAGAAACUGUUACACACUCUCCAAAGCCUUUGCAUGAUAACAAACCACAGGUUUCUCCUCCUUCUUCAAAGGCGCAAGUUGUGGGAUGGCCUCCAAUCCGAUCUUUCAGGAAGAACUCAAUGGUUUCACAGCCUCAAAAGAAUGAUGCUGAUGCAGAAGCCAAGUCUGAAUGCCUAUAUGUAAAAGUCAGCAUGGAAGGUGCUCCAUACUUGAGGAAAGUGGAUCUGAAUGGUUUUAGCUCUUAUAGGGAGCUUUCUUCAGCACUCGAAAAGAUGUUCAGUUGUUUUACAAUCAGUCAAUGUGGCUCAUAUGGAGUUUCUUGUCGAGAAAAAAAUCUAAGUGAAAGUAGAUUGGUGGAUCUCCUUCAUGGUUCAGAAUAUGUGCUUACCUAUGAAGACAAGGAUGGUGAUUGGAUGCUAGUUGGUGAUGUUCCAUGGGAGAUGUUCACUGAGUCUUGCAAGAGGUUGAGGAUAAUGAAGAGUUCUGAAGCAAUUGGGCUAGCACCUCGAGCCAUGGAGAAGUGUAAAAGUCGCAACUAGUGCGAUGCAAUGUGCCAGUUGUAUACUGAUCCGUAAAGAUCGAAGAUCACAUCUACUUAGCAUAAAAUACCUUCUUGCUUGCUUAUGUAUGUAUUAAGUCUAUCAUGUAUACAAGAAUGGAGCCUCAUACUCCUAAACUUUAUAGUAGGCCAAAUAUAUUGAUGACAAUAUAUUAGGCAUGGUGUAGACGACUACAAGUCAUUUUGGUGUAGACGUUUCAAGGCUUCUUAGGUUGUUCACUUUAAUCAUAAUCGUUAUUAAGGCUGCCAUUAGUAUAUAAAUUUUGUAUUUCUCUUAACUUGUCACCCUAUCUCUUCAAGUUAAUGUAAGUGAGCUUUUUGUUUGUCAUAGAAA